Perca flavescens (yellow perch) is the source of this 4692-nucleotide messenger RNA. It is a transcript of the gene cdcp1b, whose product is annotated as CUB domain containing protein 1b. NCBI's taxonomy places the organism in Eukaryota, Metazoa, Chordata, Actinopteri, Perciformes, Percidae. The record is from RefSeq and is a predicted model, not a curated record. The transcript is spliced from 13 exons. The coding region runs from base 286 to 3906 and encodes 1206 amino acids.
UCAGAAGUCUAUACUGUGUGUAUCAGCUCUGCAGUGUCUCGGCUCAAGGGUACAACGGCAGGGCCCGAUCCUCCUCAACCGUCAAGUUUGGGCAGGUAACCGUAACCUACCUGUGGGCCACGCCCUCCACUGCGCACAGGUAAUGCAAAACAGGAAGUGGCUGUCAACGCCGUCGCUGUGAAUGAAAAUGCGACGGUGCAUUUGAGAGAGAAACAGCACAUUUUCAAUCGUAUUUUUAAUAAACUCUUUACAUUGAAAAGGAGAAAUCCUUUCUUUUUGGUGAACAUGCGGCUCUGUGCAACCUGCCCGCUCCUGGGACUUUUGUUUUUGACGGUCUUCGACUCAUCAGAAUGUCUACAGACGACGGUCCGACCAGACAAAGGCUCGACAGUGAAUGUGUUCACCGAGCUGCCGUUGGAUCAAUGUGCUCUGUGUAGAGUGAGCGGGGUUAAUGACACACCAACAUCCUGCCACUCCUCUCUGUCCCUGCCACCUGAGGAGGAGGUCAAACUGCUGUUCAACUGCUCCCAGCCGAUUGAACAGGCGUACACUGUGACGAUUACGCGUACAAUUGAGUGCACUAAGGACACCUGCAACCCUGCAACAGAAAAAGGUCAACCUUCCAUCCUUAAAGAGUUCAGCAGAACCUUUACCUGGGAGCUGAAGGCACCUGAGAAGACAGUUGUGAGUCUGGACAUACUUGGAGAGGGGCUGAUAGAGACAUCCCAACCAUGCCCUAAUGGAUUUCAGUAUUCAGUGACCACAUCCAAAACAAACACCAAGGGCCGGACUCAGUAUUGUCAAGGUGGUUCUGUCACUCGUUUUGACCUGCCAAAUGGAGCUGUUGUGUCUCUGCACGUUAAACCAAAGGCUGAGGUCGAUUUAAUGUUGUUCCAGGCCUCCGCUGGACCACUAAAGGGCCGAACAAUGCUUCUAAGUGUUGAUUCAGGCACGACUGUGGUCGUCAGCCGAGACCCUGAUGAACCAGAAUGUGAAGUGUGCUGGGUUGAUGGCUCCACUCCCAACUGUAGCCCCACAGGAAAGACACUGACGAAUGUUGAAAAACUCUCGCUGGGGUUCAGCUGCCUGAAACCUCAGGAUGUGUACAGCGUGAAGAUAAGGAAGAAAAUAGAAUGCACCCAGAAAACCUGCACUCCCCCUGCAGGAGAAGUUGAUCCCGACCUCUUUCAGGACUUUAAAAGAUCCCUAACAUGGGACAUUAGUGUUCCAGAGAGAACUGUAUUAAACUUGGACUUCCCUGGUGGAUUAAAAGAGAUGUCUGAAGCAGAAAAUUGCCAAAAUGGCCACCAGUACUCAAUGAGUACAACUAAAAGUGAUGGAAAGAUCAGAACUAACAGCUACUGUAAAGGUGGGACAGUGUUUCAUCUGGAUCUGCUCGGAGCCACAACUGUGACUGUAGAAGUGCCCAAAGGAGGUGAACUGGAAUCAUUCACUGUCAAAGCAGCACCAAGAGGUGGCAGAAUGACGCCUGUUAUGCCCGAUCCUAACACCGUCAUUACCAUCAGCAGGGUACCCAGUGACCUAGACUGCAGUGUGUGUGAGAAGAAGGAGCCCACACCGAUAUGCAAACCAACACAACUCAUCCUGAGAGAUCCUCGCAACACCACAGUAGAGUUUACCUGUCCUCAACCUCAGGAUGUUUUCACUGUGGAGAUCAACAGAAAAAUAGACUGCACAGAGGCCUCCUGUUCUGGAGACAUUGUUCAGGCCGAGUCCUCACUGUUCCCAGACUUCAACCGGACCUUCACCUGGGAUCUGAAAGUUGUCUCCACUCGGACCUUUCAACUGGACUUCCCAGAAACAGGAAUGCGACAGAUUCCGAAUGAGGAGACUUGUCCAGAUGAGCACACAUACUCUGUUGUUCUCUAUCUGCGCACGGGGCCGGCAACCAUUGGUACCUUUUGCAAAGGAGGAACUGUGACCACCAUCCUGGCUCGCUACAAGGGCCGUGUGUCUCUACAGGUGCCUGGCGACAGGAAGCUGGAACCCUUUGACUUCAAACUCAAUGUUGGACCUGAGACCAGCAUGGCUGCCAUAGUGAAUGUCAACCUACCACGAGGUGUGUCAGACACAGACUUUAUCACAGCCAACUACCCCAGGGAUUUCCCUGAUAGCCAGCAGAUGCAGUGGGAUUUCAUUGUGCCCGGCAUGCACAACUACACAAUCCAUUUUCAUGAUUACACGGCUCCAGAGUGCCUCAACAAUGAAGUGGAGGUGGAGUACCAGAAAGAGGACAAGAAGAUGACUAAGCUGACUCUGACGGAUUCUCAGCCGCAGCAUCAGCAGGGCAACUUCAACAUGGUGCUGAAGAAUUGUGAAACCAACAGGACACUACAGGGACUCACCUUGAACUUCAGAGUCUCUGUAAUGAGGAGUGGGCAUCCAGUUCUGUCUGCGGUGGAUCUAACCAAACACCAGGGAGUGUCCCUGCAGGUAGAGAAAGUGGGUUCUGAUCCCUACUGUGAGAUGAGAAUUAACUCGACGAUUGAAGAGAAGAUCAACGUGGCUGCAGGCACUAAGGCCGACCUUUCCUUUCUCGACUGUCCAAAUGAAGAUAUGCGCCUGACUGCUAGUAAAGUUAUUGACUGCCAAAACGGGAUGUCCUGCUCUGCGACUGUCCUUAUUGUGCCCCAACUGGACUCAUCUCUCCCGAUGCCCCUCCACAGCUUCACCUGGCACCUCGCCGUCCCUCAGGAUGGCACCGUGGAUCUGGUGUCACCCACAGGGAGUCUCCGACAGUCCCUGCCCGGCCAGGAGUGUAAUCAGUCUGUCUCCCUGCAUGUGGCAGAGAGCGAUGGGUUUUCUGUUGGAGAUUUCUGCUUUGAAGGAAUCAUCCAGAAAAUUCAGGUGCAUGGCAACGUCUCAGUCACAGCCACAGGCGAGGACUUUAGCAAGACCAGGGGUCCUUUUCUCAAUGCCAGCUUCAGUGAGGAGAUCCCAGAGAGCAUUAUUUACAGAGUCAGUCCACAGAUGUCGUCUCCGACCCUGCUGGCCACCCCCAACUGGCCUCAGGGUAUGAAGCCUUUUUCCACCGUAUCCUGGAUCGUCACUCUACCGAGCCAGUAUCAGGCGCACAUGCAGUUUGUCAACGUCAGCCAGCCGAAAUGCAGCAACGGGCACACUGGCAUCAAGGUGAAGAUGCUGGGGGACGAUGAAGAGAUAAUGACCCGCAGGGAGGACAAGUUGUCUCAGGAUAUGCUGACAGUGACACGUAGUUUCUAUCUCACCAUGUCUAACUGUAUGCCAGAGAAGGGGCACUUUGGUGCAUUGACCAAAAUCGAUCUGCAGAAGAAGAACCAUCUCUUGGCCAUCCUUCUCGGGGUAGUGGGAGUUAUUUUGCUGUUGCUCAUAGUGCUGGCUGGUGUAUGCCUCGUCGCAAAGAAAAAGAAAAAAGACAAAAUGAACAAGGCGUCCAUCUUCAUCAGCAAAGGCAAUAUCUUUCGCCCAAGUGACAGGCACUUCACCAAAACUCGGUCUGAUAACGAAUCCCACGUUUACGCCUCCAUAGAUGAGACGAUGGUGUACGGCCACCUGCUGGGUGACUCCAGCUACGCCGACAGCAUGCAGGACCACUUCAACGGGAUGCAGGUAGACUCUUAUAAGACAUUUACAGGCCCCACUGAUGCAAAUCUGCCUGUAAUCAAAGAACCGGACCAUGAGCCUGAGAUGGACCAGUUCAAGACAUUCCUGAACCCGUCUGAGUCUUUCAUCCCGUCCCGUCCACGCACUCCUAUCGACCGGCAGGACAGCUUCGGCUUCCAGGACCGCAGGAUGGUGGACAAUGAACUGUACACGUUCAAGAGCACAGGGGAUAUAAACACGAUCCGGCUCUCUGGUGUCAACAUGGAACCACAGCCACCUAUUAUAACAGAGGACUCCUUGUAGUGUGUCGGGACUGUAACUACAUGAUGGAUCGCUGUUGCUCUCGUUCAGUACGGAGUAUCUCUAGAAUGUACUGAUGUGAACUUCUGUGCCUCGAUCACACUCAGGGAAUCUGAGAUCGAUGAGCCUCUAAAUGCAAUGUGAAUGUUGUCUUUGUCAGAAAAAGUCAGAAAUUUCUAAAGCUUCAAGAGUCAAAGCUGCGAGCCUCUUUAAAAGGAAGUUUAGCAUUUUGGUAAAUACUUUUUUCUGCUUUCUUGCAGAGAGUUAGAUGAGAAGAUUGAUUCCAUUCUCAUGUCUGUCCAGUAUAUAAAAAGCUACAGCCAGUAGCUGGUUACCUUAGCAGAAAUACUGGAAACCGGAAGAGAGCUAGACUAGCUCUGUCCAAAGGGAACAAAAUCCACCUACCAGCACCUCUAAAGCUCAAACGGAUUAAAGAAAUAAGAUCUAAUGUAUUAAUCAGUGAGCUUUAGCGGUGCUGGAUUUUAUUAUCUUUAGACAGAGCCAGGCUAGCGGUUUCUCCCUGUUUCCAGUCUUUAUGCUAAGCUAAGGUAACCAGCUGCUGGCUGUAGCUUACAUGAGUGAUAUCAAUCCACUCAUCUAACUCACAACAGAACAUGUUGAACUAUUCUUUUAAUGUUUGAUUUGUUUAGUUUUAUUAAAUCUCUGCCCAUGUGUCAUGGAUUCAGGAGAAGGGACUAAGAAAAAAUGUGCAAGUACCUCUGGUCCUUGUUUUAAAAGUGUUUUAUAUUGUUUACUUGUCUUGUUUUUAACAGUAGUUUUCUUUCUUCU